CCAGGGUUCCGUGAGAGCGGUUUGCCCCACCCCACCUCCACAGCGCUAUCUGUCUCAAUGUUCAAUCCUCAGAGAAAAAAGAGGGCCAAAUAAUUCAGGGUAACGCCGCGAACAAACGCCUCGCAUUUCCCCGGGUGAUUCUUCGGAGGCUACGCCGCCAAAAGAGCUGCCACCGUCGGAUUGAGUGGCUCCAAACACCGCGGUAUGUUCAUGUAUCAUGCACAUGUAACCACAAUCUGCCAUACGGAUUCAAAGGGAAUACAAAAAGCUGCGAGACUUGACAGUGGGCUGUGCAUGCGCCAAACGGGGAAAUAACAGCGCCUUCACACAGAUACCACCUGGUUAUUGCGUUAUAUCCAAGGACAAACUGGGGGAAAACCUGCGGAGAGACUUUCCGAUGUGAGGAGAAAUACAAAUUAACGCCACACAGACAGAAAAAGGACGGACAAGGGGCCUUUCUGGGGUCUGGUCAAACCCUACUCCAAAAGCGCACCAGCAUCUUGAAGGAAACCGUCCUGACACUUAAGCAGGAUAUUAUUGAUAAACGUGUUUCAGUCACGACGACAAGCCCAACAAUCUGCGUAUAAUGUGAGGGAUUUGAAGGAGCAGUCCCGGAGAAGCCUGAUGAUUCACACGCCAUUAUUUUAGCAGGAAUAUUUAUUUUUGAUUUCUUCUCACCCGCCCUCUGAUGUGAUUCGAGAGGCAACUGCAAACAGUCCCUUUUUGAGAGCACAACCCCCCGAUAGCCACUAAAACAGGGAAACGCUCAGAUAAACAAGGAAUUUUGGUAGUCUGUGGAAAUGAAUUGAAUGGCAGUGGGAGGUAUCUGCCGAAGAUGGGCUCAAGAGGAGACUAAGGAAAUCCUUUAGGAGAAAAGACCAGAAUAAAUAUAUGUCAAAGAAGGCAGCGAUUGCAUUCAAACCAUAUUAUAAUAAACAGGAUUGGCCUAUUUCCAGAGAAGCUGGAGGUCUUAUAUUUUCUCUCGUAUCAUGUUGAUGACUUCAUUGCGGAUUUACAGUAAAAAACACAGGAUCCAAGCGUCUGAGAGGGCGGCAUCACUGCUCUGCUCUCCUUUUGACUGAUCUAUGUUGAGAAAUUGCUAGUAAAUAGCAUAUCCAACAUCAAUUUAGUGCCAAGCCCAGUGGAGUCCAGCAUUUCUGGCUUACCUGUGUUUCUUUUGGUCAACGUAUCUAUUAUCUGGCUACAUAAAUGUCACACUGUUUGUGUCAGGUGUUCAUAUAUUGGCCUGGUUUAAAAGGCUUUUAGAAUUCAUUGAUUUUUUUUUUUUUUUUAAACCCUCCCUUCCUCCAAGCCACUCACCCAAGCAAGCACCCUGCCUCCCUCUAACCUAUCCAAACUGUGGGUUUUUGGGAAGAUGGGCUGUCUGGGCAAUAGUAAGACUGAAGACCAACGAAAUGAGGAGAAGGCGCAGCGGGAAGCCAAUAAAAAGAUAGAGAAACAGCUUCAAAAAGACAAACAGAUAUACCGGGCAACUCAUCGGCUACUACUAUUAGGUGCGGGUGAAUCUGGAAAAAGCACGAUAGUCAAACAAAUGCGAAUACUCCAUGUAAACGGCUUCAAUGCAGAGGAGAAAAAGCAGAAAAUACAUGACAUUAAAAACAACAUUAAAGAAGCUAUAGAGACUAUUGUGGCUGCCAUGAGCACGCUCACACCGCCAUGCCAGUUAGCCUGUUCUGCAAACCAGUCCCGAAUCGAUUAUGUCAUGAACUUGAAUCAGAAAGACUUUGAGUUUCCUUCGGAGUUUUAUGAUCAUACAAAGCUCCUCUGGCAGGAUGAGGGUGUGCGAGGCUGCUGGGAAAGGUCCAAUGAAUAUCAACUCAUCGACUGUGCGCAGUACUUUUUAGACCGAAUCGAUGUGGUCAGGCAACAUGACUACACACCCACUGACCAGGACCUGUUGAGAUGCAGAGUGCUGACAACUGGAAUAUUCGAGACGAGAUUUCAAAUAGACAAAGUCAAUUUUCAUAUGUUUGAUGUUGGAGGUCAGAGAGAUGAACGUCGAAAAUGGAUCCAGUGUUUUAACGAUGUGACGGCUAUCAUUUUUGUGGUGGCAAGUAGUAGCUACAACAUGGUGAUAAGAGAAGACAAUCAGACCAACAGACUACAGGAGGCCCUCAACCUAUUUAAGAACAUAUGGAACAACAGGUGGCUACGGACCAUUUCAGUUAUCCUCUUUCUGAACAAGCAGGACCUACUCGCUGAGAAGGUUUUGGCAGGGAAGUCUAAAAUUGAGGACUAUUUCGUAGAGUUUGCCAGAUACACUACACCUGAUGAUGCAAUGCCAGAACCAGGUGAGGACCCUCGUGUCACAAGAGCAAAAUACUUCAUUCGGGACGAGUUUCUGCGGAUCAGCACAGCGAGCGGGGACGGCCGGCAUUACUGUUACCCACACUUCACCUGCGCAGUGGACACCGAGAACAUCCGGCGUGUCUUCAGUGACUGUCGCGACAUCAUUCAGAGGAUGCAUCUACGGCAGUACGAGCUCUUGUGAUGGGCCAAACGCCAGCACAGUCUACUCCAAUAUCUACCUAUGACCUACCUAUCUCUCCUCCCUUGUACGACCAGUUAGCCAAUCACCCUGCCACUGUCGCCAAAUUCAAGCAAAUGCCUGCCCAUCCUGAAGCCCCCAACAGAUCCUACUAUAAAGUUAACAUUUUUGGCAAACAGUGGGGAGACUUUUUAAGUUGACUUUGUCUAGUCAAUCAUGACUGUGCAGGCUCUCCCUCCUAAUCAGCUCUCACACAUAUAUCAAUAAUCAACACUACAGCAGAAGACAUUUAAAAGCCACAUAGUAUAAAUAAAUUUAAACUUGCUGCUUUUAAUAGCUGCCUAAAGGCUGAGAGAUGAGUGUUUUCACUACAAUGGACCAAGAGGACUAUAGUGAAAUAAAUGGUGAACUUAAGGAGGGCAGUAUUGGUGGCCUAACUUUUCCCUGUGGACAUGAGCGUGACUCAAACACAUGACCACAUGGAUCCCAUGACGCUCUCUUCAACGAGGAUGGACAGAAAACAAGAUGAAACGUUAAAAAAGAGAAAAAUACCAUAUUAAUGCAUAAAUCAUGCAUACCAGUGAACUUCAUGCAGUGCAAAAAAUCCAAGCUAUAUAUAUAGAUAUUUAUAUAUGAGUGUAUAUAAAUAUGUAUAUAUAUAAAUAUAU
Messenger RNA from Periophthalmus magnuspinnatus, 3177 nucleotides. RefSeq names its product guanine nucleotide-binding protein G(s) subunit alpha-like. The transcript has 12 exons. Bases 1376 to 2512 code for a protein of 378 amino acids. Gene Ontology annotation, biological process: adenylate cyclase-activating dopamine receptor signaling pathway; sensory perception of chemical stimulus. The record is from RefSeq and is a predicted model, not a curated record. Gene Ontology annotation, cellular component: heterotrimeric G-protein complex. Gene Ontology annotation, molecular function: D1 dopamine receptor binding; beta-2 adrenergic receptor binding; GTP binding. Lineage: Eukaryota; Metazoa; Chordata; Actinopteri; Gobiiformes; Gobiidae.